AUGAAGUCCCACAAGACAGCCAGUCCACAGAAGACAGCCAGUCAACACAAUACAGCCAGCCCACACAACAGAUCCAGCCCACACAAGACAGCCAGCCCACAAGACAGACAGCCCACAAGACAGACAGCCCACAAGACAGUCAGCUCACACAAGCCACCCCACACAAGACAGCCAGCCCACAAGACAGCCAGCCCACAAGACAGCCAGCCCACAAGACAGCCAGCCCACAAGACAGCCAGCCCACAAGACAGACAGCCCACAAGACAGACAGCCCACAAGACAGUCAGCUCACACAAGCCACCCCACACAAGACAGCCAGCCCACAAGACAGCCAGCUCACACAAGCCACCCCACAAAAGACAGCCAGCCCACAAGACAGCCAGCCCACAAGACAGCCAGCCCACAAGACAGCCAGCCCACAAGACAGCCAGCCCACAAGACAGCCAGCCCACAAGACAGCCAGCCCACAAGACAGCCAGCCCACAAGACAGCCAGCUCACACAAGCCACCCCACACAAGACAGCCAGCCCACAAGACAGCCAGCUCACACAAGCCACCCCACACAAGACAGCCAGCCCACACAAGCCACCCCACACAAGACAGCCAGCCCACAAGGCAGCCAGCCCAAAAGCCAGCCAGCCCACAAGACAGCCAGCCCACAAGACAACCAACCCACAGAAGACAACCAACCCACAGAAGACAGCCAGCGCACAAGACAGCCAGCCCACAAGACAGCCAACCCACAAGACAGCCAGUCCACAAGACAGCCAGCCCACAAAACACCCAGCUCACACAAGCCACCCCGCAGAAGACAGCCAGCCCACACAAGACAGCCAGCCCACAAGACAGCCAGCCCACAAGACAGCCAACCCACAAGACAGCCAGCCCACACAAGACAGCCAGCCCACAAGACAGCCAGCCCACAAGACAGCCAGCCCGCAAGACAGACCAGCCCACAAGACAGCCAGCCCACAAGACAGCCAGCCCACAAGGCAGCCAGCCCAAAAAACAGCCAGCCCACAAGACAGCCAGCCCACAAGACAACCAACCCACAGAAGACAGCCAGCGCACAAGACAGCCAGCCCACAAGACAGCCAGCCCACAAGACAGCCAGCUCACACAAGCCACCCCACACAAGACAGCCAGCCCACAAGACAGCCAGCGCACAAGACAGCCAGCCCACAAGACAGUCAGCCCACAAGACAGCCAGCGCACAAGACAGCCAGCCCACAAGACAGCCAGCCCACAAGACAGCCAGCUCACACAAGCCACCCCACACAAGACAGCCAGCCCACAAGACAGCCAGCCCACAAGGCAGCCAGCCCAAAAGACAGCCAGCCCACAAGACAGCCAGCCCACAAGACAGCCAGCCCACAAGACAGCCAGUCCACAGAAGACAACCAACCCACAGGUGACAACCAGCCCACAAGACAGCCAACCCACAGAAGACAACCAACCCACAGAAGACAGCCAGCGCACAAGACAGCCAGCCCACAAGACAACCAGCUCACACAAGCCACCCCACACAAGACAGCCAGCCCACAAGACAGCCAGCCCACAAGACAGACAGCCCACAAGACAGCCAGCCCACAAGACAGACAGCCCACAAGACAGCCAGCCCACAAGACAGCCAGCCCACAAGACAGCCAGCUCACACAAGCCACCCCACACAAGGCAGCCAGCCCAAAAGACAGUAAGCCCACAAGACAGCCAGCCCACAAGACAGCCAGCCCACAAGACAGUCAGCCCACAAGACAGCCAGCCCACAAGACAGCCAGCCCACAAGACAGCCAGCCCACCAGACAGCCAGCCCACAAGACAGCCAGCCCACAAGACAGACCAGCCCACCGAAGACAGCCAGCCCGCAAGACAGACCAGCCCACAAGACAGACAGCCCACAAGACAGCCAGCCCGCAAGACAGACGAGCCCACAAGACAGACAGCCCACAAGACAGCCAGCCCACAAGAUAG
Molecule: messenger RNA, 1971 nt
Organism: Physella acuta
Lineage: Eukaryota; Metazoa; Mollusca; Gastropoda; Physidae
Source: RefSeq, a predicted model, not a curated record